CAAUAUUCUGAUUGCCGGAGUAUGCCGUCUAACAAUCUGUCUAACAAAUAUACUGCAAAUAGCUUACUAAAUAUUCCUAUAUGUUGAUUUGAUUUGAGCUUUGAAUAUGGAAAAUUUACGCUAAAAAAUAGGAAAGGCCGAAAUAUGGAAGAACUGUCCGAAUUAUUCGAGAAGUUGAAGCUCAACUUCGAGCAGACGAAAGAAGUUGACUUAGGAACCGCUGAUUCAAUCAUAACUGCUCUGCAAAGAAAAGAAGGUAAGCCUAAAUUUCUUAUCUAUAAAACUUAAAAUUGUUUAGGACAAAUUAUUGAAAGUUUCAAGGACCUUAAAGUAUAUUCCUUUUGAUUGCUUUUCAUAGGAAAAUCGAAAAUCGAAAAAUGUGAUAAAAAUCGAGAAUUGAUUCUGGGAUCGAUUGAUUUGGCUCAGGGAAACCAAAUUCUCGACAUUGUUUCUAUGACGUUUCUGUUUUACCAUUUUCGUCAUAAUAAGCAGACUUUUGGAGUUUUUAUGCUUGAAUUUGAAAACAUUUAGGGGCAAGCAGUUCUGUUGAUCAAUUAUGUAGAGUUCUUAAAUUUUUGUAGCCACUUUGGGGUGGGGUAUAAGUAAUAUAAGGGGUGGGGCGGUAUUAAGUAAGUCUAAGAUUAUUUACUUUCUGUAAGUGCUCGUACUUGUCACCAAAAAUGUAAACGUUUAGUUACUUUUAUGAAUUAUUUUUUUAUAUUGAGGUUUACCGAUUAUUCAUCUCAGCUCAAACAUUUACAUAGUUUGUUGUGGUGAAAAUUCAGUAUUGAGAUGAAAUAACAUACUUAACUCAGAUCAUUAUUUUAUUGUAUAGAGAACUAUACAUGACGAAGUUAUGUCUGAGUAAACAUUCCUGGAAGCAACCAUGUUCUUCUUCCUUAGAUACCAAGUCCAAGAAUGUCCUCUGUUUUAUUAUUUUUUUUAAUUAUAAUAUUUUCGUUUAUUUCAUUCAAAUCACACUGAAUGUCCUUCAUGAUCUGUGGGGGGGGAAGGGGAACUCUCUUAUUUGGGCCCAACAGGACGUGGCACCCUGCCCCUAAGCUCUAUGAAUCCCCAUUUUUUUUAGUUAAACUCCACAAUACUCUCCUGCAUGUUGUUGAUCUUUUAAGAGGAGUUGUUGGUAUAUAAAUUUGUUAUAUCUUUUUUAUCUUUAUUUUAGAACAAUUUGAUGAAGCAACAAUCCAGAAAAUUCUUGAGGCCAUCCAGCUGUUGAUGCAAAUAGAUGUAACUGAGAGCAAAGCUAAAGUGUUAAUGCUGAUUGCAGAGCUUGCAAAAGCAGGUCAGAACAAGUUGUGGGGGUAGGCGCGCUCUUUUGUUUGGGUGAGCGAAGUGAGCUGCGCAAGAAUGUGCAAGGGUGCGCAGAUUCAUGUACUUAAGUCCCUUGUAGCUGAUCCCUCACAUGGCACAAAACUGCCAUGCUGGAGAGCAACAGAUGCACUGGGAUAGGAAAAACAGGAAAUAACCAUUUUUAAAUAAUGUAAGCCUUUUGUUUGUCUUAGUGCGUCACUUGCUCUCAUGCUCUCCUGAAUGGCGUUUUUGUACCAUGUGAAUGACUAUAGUUGCAAAGAACCUAUUGGUUUAGAGGGCAUUAAUCAUGAUUUCAAGCAAUGUGUCCAAGGAAAUAAUUUUCAAACAAAUUAAUGUUGUAUUCAUGCUAAGGUUGAAAGUCAGUCAAAUCAAUGUUUAUGGUCAACUCUCUUUAAUGUGUAUCUCUCUAAAAUGAAAAGCUCAAGUUGGUCCCUGCUGUUUGUGGGUCAAUUUUUGGACUCUUUAUGAGGUGGAAACCUCUUUAAGAUGGAUUGAUAUUACAGGUUAAAUUUGAUCUUAGGUUAAAAUUUGUCAGCCUAGUUUGAUUCUCAAUUUCCUUUGUCUUCUAGGGCUAGGAGACAUUAGAAAUCGAGAUUCAACCUAAGUUAAAUCAAAAUUAACCAGAAAUCAAGUUUGACCUUCCUCAUAGACAAUUAGUGUGAGUCCCCACAUUGUUCAUCUGUGACAGAUUUGACUGAAAAGCAACAGGUGCUUCCUAAUAGACAGCAUACAGCAAGGCUUAUUUUGCUUCACCCCUCAACUACCAUCAGGCUAUCCUCUUUUUCUCUCCCUUAGUGUUGUCCAUCGGACCCAAAUUUUUGUGUUUUCUCUCCCCCACAAGAGAUUUUGAAAACAGUCAUUUAUGCAUAAUUAAUCAUACAGAUUAUUUUAUAGCACUUAUUAAUGCUAAAUGUCAACAAAUAACUUCUCUUUUGGUAGAAAUUUGUGAUUUCAUUUCAGAGGAGAGCAGAGUUCCAUGUGUAAAGGCAGGGCUUAUUACUACGAUCUUAUCCCUUCUUGAAAGUGAGGAUUCAAAUGUUGUUUUGCAAGCUUUAAGAGCCAUUGGAAAUAUCAGCUAUGAAAAUGGUAGGUGUACAUUUUGUGGGUUAAAUCCAGAAUUUUUUUUGGUCUCCAAUGAGUAAUUAGGGCUAGAAAACAAAGCAAUUUCUUGUCUUCAAAGUUAAUUUCCUAUAAAAUAUAAGAGUUACAUGUACCACUAAACAUUUGUGAUCAUCAACCUCUCCCAGUACAGGGGGAGGUUUGCCUCAGAAGUCCAUUACUUUAUCUUCAAGUGUAUUUUAUUUUCCUUGGGGAUAUGAAAUCAUUAUAUUUCUGCAAAACCAUCAGAUGGCCAAGGGUUUAUAUCAAGUGAUAUUUUUUGUUGUAGAGCAAGCAAAAUCAGUGUUAUUAGAGAACAAAGGAGCUGAGAAGAUUGUGAAGACUCUUGGAGUUCUGGAAAAGAGCUUUGAUGAGAAAAGUGAUAACAGAGUAGAGCUAGCUGCAUGUGGCUCCAUGCUGAACGUGGCAAGUGAUGAUGGUAUGGAGAAAAAACUUCAGUUUUCACCAACAGUUUAUUUUGCAGAUAUUUUUGGGAAGUGUGGAAAAAUGGUUAACUGUAUCCAAUGAACAAAAAAAGGGUAGCCAACAAUCCAAGCUUAAGGAGAGGUUAAAUAUCGUCUGGGGUUACAUACAAACUGUAACAUCAUGGCUACCAACCUUUUAUGGGAACACUUGCAUUUCUAACUCAUGCCUGGGCCUGCUGGCCAAUUCCUUCCCUCAAAUCAAGGAAAAGUGUAAGAAAUAGGCUUUUUGAAAUUGUGAGAGUUUGCUCAUUGUCAUCGUAGAGCUCAUAGAUGAGAUGGCAUCGGUAAGCAUGCUGGUUUGGGCUUUGGCCACUUUUUUCCAUUUUUCACCCCUUUUCAGGUUUUCUUUCAUAUCCCUCUUAGAGGGGAGUGAAUAGGCGAAUGGAUUGGCGGAUUUUGAAAAUAUUUUUGCCCGGAUUUUGGAUUCAAAGCGAGAUUUUAAUGGGUUUCCGGAUCCUGCAAUUGCAGCAGAUUACAGAUUCUUCCUUUUUCUGGGCCCGGAUUUUGGACUUUGCGUGUAAUAAAAGUAUUUUUGCCCCGAUUUUGGAUUCAGGCGAAAUUGUAACGGCGGAUUUGCUUAAUAAAUCAUAACGGAUCGGUGGAUUUGCAUACCCCUAUUCACCACUCUCCUCUUAUUCCUGUCCCAUUUUUCACCACUUGCCCACCAACACUCUGAUCAUAACAUUAUAUUUUGAUGCAUAAUGCUUGGUUUUUAUUCCUACAGAGGCUCUAGCCGAUGAGGCAGUAUCUUUUGGAGCAGUCUCAUUUCUGUUUGGCUUUGUUAAGCAAAGUGUUCACAGCAAUCCAUGUCUCUGUAGGAUGGCUUUGUCAGCAUUAUCUGUGCUGGUCUUGUCAGGUAAAUGAUAACGUUUUGAAGGUCCCUGUAAAAAAUAAGUCAAUUUUAGAAUGAGGCUCUCCUAGGGGGUUACGUAUGCCCUUAGUCUGAAUUUCAAACCUGUCGUUUUAAUGUAUAUGCGCUUUUCUCUGUUGCUGCCUCUGUUUCAAGCCAUCUUUGUGUGGUUUGUCACCAUUUCUGCUGUCCUAUGCCACUGUUUCAAGGCCAUGUUGCUUGUUGGAAUCUUACCCUAACAAGGCCUCCAGAACAGAUAUGGACUUAAGGGGGCCUACAAUUUUUAAUUACAUAUUUGAGGAGAGGAGCUAGAAAGGAAGAAAAAAUUGUUUUCCGUAUUCAUUUUCCUAAAUCAUGAAAGCACACAGUUCAGCCAAAUUAAUUUUAAUCAAAUUGUUCUUAAAAAGAUGUAGUUCAUUUCCCUAAACUUUUAGGAUUGGAUACUUAUGUUGUUGUUAGUAUACUUUAUGAAGACCAUUGUUAUUUUGUUUCUAUAGGAAUGGUUAAAUUGAGAGAGAGUAAUAGAGGGACAUAAACACUUUUAUAGCCCAAAAGAUGGAGGCCUUUUUUUCUAUUUAAUGCUGAUGUCAAGUAGCUGCUGGCUCCACUAGCAACUAUGGUUGUUCUAGGCAGCCAGUACUCUAACUUUACUUUCAAUAUUUUCAUUUUUGUAAUUUAUUUUUACGCAAAAGUGAGUGCAAAUAAAAAUUGUUGUUGUUGUUGCUGAGUAGAGGAUUUGCCUGCCUUCACAGAUAAGGGAAAAGCAAGUUUUUUGGAGAGUGAAGGUGUGGCCAUUUUAAAGAAGGUUGCACAGGAAUCAGAUGACAAUGAACUGAUUGACUUGGUGUUUGAGAUUCUGUCCUCUAUUAUUGUUGAUGGUAAAUACGUGUUUUUUUUUGUUGCAACUCUCUUUGGGAGGGAAAAACAGACCUGAGUGAGCAGCUAAAUGUUAACCCCACAAGCAAGAUUGAAUUAGUGAUUUUUUUGUGCGAGAGUAAGUUCAGGCAACUGUCUUGUAAUAGACAUUUCUAUAAGAUGGACGCCUUGGUAAAACAAACAACCAGAGUUGGCCCCUGGUUUUCUUUACCCCUUUUAGUUGACUAUCUAUAAGACGAACAUCACUCUUUGACAGACACGUAAAAGUAUCCUUCUUAGAGAGGGCUGACUGAAAUUAAAAGUACUGGUAACAAGAGCAAAAACUAUUGGUAGCUAAAAAUGUUUUUAAAAUGGGUAUUUCAGUAAACUUCCCAAAUUUCCACUGAUCAAACCUUCCAUGGAACAUCAUAAUGCUGACUGAUUCUUUUGUGAAAAUUUUUUUUUUCUCAUCAGAUAAUGUGAAGAAAGCACUUGCUCAGCAUGGGUUUGCUGAACAUCUGGCAGAUGUUGUAUCUUCAUUGCAAAAUGAAAAGGAUGAAUAUUUACAGCAAAGAGUGCAGUCAUCGGCUGACUUCAUUGUAAUGCUACUUAUUGAAGGUUAUAAGAUUGUUUGUAUUCUUAAAUUCUGUUGUACCUCCCAUCUGUAAGCCUCCCUCUGCCAGGACUGCAAAUAAUAACUUUGUCUUUUAGAAAGGACAUACAUGUAUGUCAAACGAAAUUUAGCAAUGAAUUCAUUUAAUCAGACAAACCGGACAAGUUGUUAGAUGUACCAUGUAUUGAAUUUCAGUUCCUUUAAGUACCAGGUUAGUCUUCAGCUCCAAAAUGAUAGUCAUUCACAUUUGAUCUGUCUGUUUAUUAUGUUUGACUGCAUGUAAGAUUUUGCUGGAUGUUUGCAGAUUUUAAAGGGACUUGUCCAAUGUCUGACUGUGAUUUGCAACUCUCCCUUUUCCUAACACGACUCCUUGAGAAAAACAGUUUUUGAAUGGCUUUUCAAAGAACAAAUUAUCUUACAGGUAAAAAUUAAAUCCAGGUUGAAAUUAUUUAUACUAGGUGGCCUCUCAAUUUCCUCUGUCCCGUAGUCCUUACUAAUGAAUUAUUAAGUCUAAGAGACAGAGCAAAUUGAGAAACAAACUAGGUUAAAAAAUAUUAACCUGAACUUAAUUUUGACCUGUAACAAAUAAUAUUAUUUUGUAUUUUGUUCUUCAAUGCAGAUGAAAGCAUGAAAAUGUUGUUCAGUGAAGGCAAUGGUCCUGUUUUAAAAACAUGUUUAUCUUGGUUGUCAUCUGGAGAUCAACAUCUUGAGAUUUCUGGUUGUCUGGCUCUCGGAAACUUUGGUAGAUCAGGUAAGAAGCAAACUUAUACCACCGUUAUCAUUCAGGUGAUGUCAUCAUAGAUAAAGUGUAUCUGGGGGUUUUCUAUCCAACAGGGAAUGUUGAAGCCCUGUUAGGGUAAAAUUUGGACAAACAGCAUAGCCUUGAAAGGGCAUCAAAAGACAUUAUUUUGAAAUGGUGAUAAAUGACACAAAGAUAAUAGGGUUGAAACUGGGACAGCGGUGAAGACAUAUACAAACAGGGUGAAAGGAAAUUUGACCCUCCACAAAACAGUGCCCAAGAAAUUUGCCAGCUCUCUCCCUAAUAAUUAAUGGCCACCCCCUAAAAUUAUAUCAACACAGACAUACUCAAAAUGACAAGUUUUGAAAUUCAGAUGAGGGACAAACCUACCCCUCUCCCCUUAAGAGGGCCUCUGUUUUGUUAUUUUGACAUACUAAGUUCUACUCUUGUCUGUCCAUAGAUGAAAACUGUAUCAAGCUUGUGGAGCAGGGAGCUCAUAAAUAUUUGCUGCAACUACUUGCACGAACUUCAAACAGUGAGGUAACAGGGAUGGAAUAUUAAACAGCUGUGGUAUAUUGAUCUUAUUUUGAAUUGUUGUCUUUCUUUUUGUGUUCAUUCCUUUCCUGGACUGCAAAAGAAAAUGAACUCCAAAUGUUGAAAGAGCGUGGCACUAUUAUCUGUGAUCUUUGAUUCCAGGAGGAUUCCAGGAGGAUUCCAGGAGAUUCCAGGAGGAGGCACAAGAGAAGCCGUAUUUAUUAAACUCCACAUCUCUUUUGCCACUUUGAACAUUGCACUGCUGAAGGCAAUAUAAAAUGAAUUUUUUCCCACACAAAUUCGGAUGCUAAUGAAAUGACAACAAUAGUAAUAUUUUUGUCUCUGUCCUCAGAACCCUGGUAGACAUCAACAGGCCGUUUUUAGUGCACUGAAGAAUCUUUCCAUGCCAGGUGAGUUGGCCAUGUUGCUGAUAAAAGUACACAAAAAGUGACAUUAGCUUCAUAAGGUUUAAUGUGCUUUUGGCACUGGUUUGGUUGUCAUCAAUGGGUUGGACGUUUGACACAUGAUCAGCCUCAUUUCCAGUGUCUCUUGUCGUGAGCUGAAAGAGUAGAAGCACUGGCAACAAGAUUUUUUGCGCUCAAGCAGCUGUUCAUCUUAUGUACAUCUACUAGUCACACAGUCACAUGAGCUUAGUAAUAAUCACAUGGACUACUCGAAAGUGAAAUUUGCACAACAUAAAAGGCUCUAACUUUGAAUUAACUCAAGACUAAUUUUGACUUCACUAAAGGCUUUUUAUUUUUGUAGCUGUCAACAAGGUGAAGCUUGUAGAGAACUCGAAAGUAAAAUUUGCACCACGUUUUCAGGUCGCUAAUUUUGAAUUCACUCCAGAGUAAUUUUGAUCUCACUCCAGAUUUUAAAUUUUUUUAGCUGUCAACAAGGUAAAGCUUGUAGAGAGUGGAUGUUUGGAUGUCAUUCUUCCUCUUUUGUCCACCCAGUCUCCCUUUGUUCAGUUCAAAGUCCUUGGUACACUGCGCAUGCUCCUGAUGGGUCAAAGUAAGUUUACACUUUAUAACCUUAGCAGUACCUGAUAUACCACCUCAUAUAUGAUGACUGAUACACUCAACCUUUUAAAGAAGGAAUGAUUGUGACCAUAUUUAAGGCAGUGAGUUGUGUGAUAAAGAGGUUGCUCAAUCUGUUUCUCAAUUUUUUGAUCCCGGUUUUGCCGAUGUCCUGGUAAUCUUCUUGUAUCCAGAAAGCUCUUUUUACAUUUAAGAUCCAAGUNUUUGGUGGUAGCUGUGGUGUGGGCGGUGUGGGGUGUGGGGGCGGGGGGGGGGGGGGGUGGGGGGGGGGGGGGGGGUGACAUCCUCGUUAACGUGUGCAGAAAUCAAGGUCUUGCUUCCCAGUAAUCAUUUUUACUGUAUUACCUCAUAGCUGCUGUAGCCAACAGGAUUGCUGCGAGUAACGAACACAUAAAGACGUUAGUUCGGUGCUGUGAGUCCAGCGGUCAUGAAGGAGUUAAAGCUGAGGCUAGCAGAAUGUUAGCAUUGAUUGUCAAGGAGUCAAAAACUGCAGGUUAGUGACAGAUUUGUAGUACAGAGCGAAAAUAAGUUUCGUGAGGGUGGGGAAGCGGGUGUUCAUGGAAGCAGACAUGCCAAAAAAAAAAGAAUGACUAUUUUCCAAUGGCUUUUUGAUCUACUUCGUCUUAUUUUACGUAGACUAGUAUAGGGUAUUUCCUGAUUGUUUAGUAAACGCAGAAUGUUUAUACCGUUUAUGUUUUACCGUUUAUGAGAAAUCAUUAAUAUUAUCAUCAGAUUUAAAUGAUUAAUAUCUUGUUUGUAUGCUGACGCAUUACUCUUCGUUGUCACCUGCAGAAGUAGCAGAACAAAUUAUAAAAUGCGGAGGACUGGCGCCCAUCGUUGCCAUGGUAUCGUCGGAACAUGACGUCAUGCAGAAUGAAGCCUUGAUAGCUUUGACAAUAAUUUCGUCCACAGUUAAAGGUUGAAUUUGUAGUUCCAUUUGUUUGUGUGUGUGUGUGUGUGUGAAUGUGAUGUGUGGAGCCGGAAGUACAAGGCUGUGGAAGUAACUGUAUUUGUGAAAAAAAAGAAAAAACAUACUUGUCCAAUACUCCGACAAUUUUAUGCAUGGCUUUGUUAAAUUUCUCUUUGUUUUCUCUUUUGCUUCGUUCUUCAUUGUUAUGCUUUUUUACAAUGUAGUAAUGUGAAGACAAUACAAUGCAAUGCCACGUAUAAAUUUUUCUGAGUAUUGGACGACCCUCACAAGAAAGAAAUCCCAAGGAAUUUAUGACAUGCUAUCAGGCGUUUAUUUUGAAGGGAGGGGAAGAACUUUCUUGGGAGAGAGACUUAAAGAAAAAUUUAAGGGAGGACAUGUUCGCAGGCCAAGGAAUGGACCAAUUCCUGAAUAAAAUAUAUGAAAAGUUCACGCCGUACUCUACCACCAGUCAGGGGCGGGUAAUAGGCUUCUGCACCAGUUCAAACGAAAGUAUUAAAAACUAGUCUGACUCCUGUCUAAUCAAGCUCAGCCCUAAAAGAAAUUAAAAACUCCAGUUUAAAACUCCAUCGCAACACGUGCCACUUAGUUACGUAUGAACGUAACUAUCGCCCUCGAUCGUUAACGAGUAGAAACUCCACUAGAAAACUUAGAUUACAACUCGUUCCCACUCUUACUUGUUUUAGCGCGAAUUUGUGACUUAAGACUACGGUGCAGUAGACACGAGUCUUAUACCCAAGCCCUUGCGUACGCUUGGCGCUCGUCUGUGAAAGAAGGAGUACGCCUGGGUACUAGAACGUACUAUAUGUUUGCUAUGAUAAUGAUAUGGUUAUCGCUAUGAUUUUGCUUUGUUUAUUUUUUUAACAGCCGACUUCUAUCCUAAAUUCAGAGAAAGUGGAAUCAUUCAAACACUCAUUAAGAUUAUUAAAAAACAAGGCGUCAAUCCCCAGACCUGUUACAAUGCGAUGGCCGUCUUGGAAUCAUUUUCGCUCAGAGGUUUGUUCUGUUUAUCUGUUGCUUUAUUUUCUCUUCUUUUACACCGAAAAGGAAACAAAGUAUCGAGUUUUUGUUUAGCGUCGGUGGGGUAGUCCUUGUUGUUGCCAUUAAUUCCGAACAUUACCGAAGGCCUUCCGAGGAUUUAUCGUAUUUUCUAAUGGUAGGACUGGAUAUUCAAUUAUGUAUCCCAUUCUGCCUGCACAUGUAGCUGUAGUUCAAUUCGACCACGCAAAAUGAACAUUAAAUGACUUAUCUGAGGAAAACAGCGAGUUUUGUUCAGAAAUUGUUGAGAAACAAAACUAAACAGUUAUCUGAGAGAUCAGUCAUAGAUUGUUGUAAGGAAGGGGUCUGAAAAAAAAUUAGAGGUUAAUAUUGGCGGUUAUUUCACUGGUACCUUUUGACGUCAUGUGCGUAGUUGUUGACCACUUUCCUCUUUAGUUAUCAUGUGACAUCGAAGUAGCCAAUGAGGAGCUGCGCUUUCGAGAAAAAGAUUUUAGGUGUUACACUAAUACAGGUGGAUACUUACAAAUGCUUUUCUUUGCAGAUUAUUUCCUUCGGGACUUAGAAAUAGCCGGACUCAAUCAGGCGCUGGAUGAUCUCACGACUCACGAAAAUUUAAACGUUAAGAAAAGAGCUUUGAUUAUUCUGACAAGGAUUAAGGCUCAGAAGAUUGCAGCAGAGCAGGAAUAA
Messenger RNA from Porites evermanni, 10157 nucleotides. The record is from the annotation of a GenBank genome assembly. NCBI's taxonomy places the organism in Eukaryota, Metazoa, Cnidaria, Anthozoa, Scleractinia, Poritidae.